Sinocyclocheilus grahami is the source of this 2579-nucleotide messenger RNA. Its product is annotated as transportin-3-like. Gene Ontology annotation, biological process: protein import into nucleus. Gene Ontology annotation, cellular component: cytoplasm. The record is from RefSeq and is a predicted model, not a curated record. The coding region runs from base 1 to 1734 and encodes 577 amino acids. NCBI's taxonomy places the organism in Eukaryota, Metazoa, Chordata, Actinopteri, Cypriniformes, Cyprinidae. The transcript is spliced from 16 exons.
AUGGAAGGCGGGAAACCCACCCUGCCGCUGGUUUACCAGGCCGUGCAGGCGCUGUAUCACGACCCGGACCCUGCCGGCAAGGAGCGCGCCUCAGUCUGGCUGGGAGAGCUACAGAGAUCGGAAGGAGUGCCAGAGGACACUGAUGAUUUCGGCGAGUUCAGGAUGAGAGUGUCUGAUCUUGUGAAAGAUGUAAUUUUCCUAGUCGGCUCCAUGGAGUGUUUCUCGCAGCUUUAUUCGACUCUGAAGGAGGGAAACCCCCCAUGGGAAGUAACUGAGGCUGUUCUGUUCAUCAUGGCUGCCAUAGCUAAGAGUAUCGAUCCUGAGAAUAAUCCCACUCUGACGGAGGUGCUGGAGCAGGUAGUGUUGCUUCCCGAGACGGUCCACAUUGCCGUUCGCUACACCAGCAUCGAGCUGGUUGGCGAGAUGAGCGAAGUGAUUGACCGGAACCCUUGCAUGUUAGAUCCUGUUUUGAACUUCCUGAUGAAGGGUUUGCGGGAGAAGCCGUUGGCCUCUGUGGCAGCUAAAGCCAUUCACAACAUCUGCUCAGUGUGUCGAGAUCACAUGGCACAGCACUUCCAGGGCCUGCUGAACAUCGCCCGCUCACUCGACUCAUUCGCCCUGUCCACAGAUGCUGCGGUUGGCUUGCUAAAAGGCACAGCGCUGGUGUUGGCCCGCCUCCCCCUGGAGAAGAUUGCGGAGUGUCUGAACGAUCUGUGUGCGGUUCAGGUCAUGGCACUGAGGAAGCUGCUGACUCAGGACUCCAGUAGUGGGAAGUUAUCAGACCCCACUGUGUGGCUGGACAGACUGGCUGUUAUCUUCAGACACACAAACCCCAUAGUAGAGAAUGGACAGACACACCCCUGCCAGAAAGUCAUUCAAGAGAUCUGGCCGGUGUUGUCGGAGACGUUGAACGCCCACCAAAAUGAUAACCGGAUAGUGGAGCGCUGCUGCCGCUGCUUGAGAUUUGCAGUGCGUUGCGUAGGCAAAGGCUCUGCGUCCUUAUUACAGCCACUUGUUACUCAGAUGGUGAGUGUGUACCAAGUGUACCCCCACUCCUGUUUCCUGUACCUAGGCAGCAUUCUAGUGGACGAGUAUGGCAUGGAGGAAGGAUGCAGACAAGGCCUGUUGGAUAUGCUACAGGCUCUCUGUAUGCCGACCUUCCAGCUGUUAGAGCAGCCUAAUGGACUGCGCAAUCACCCCGACACAGUUGACGAUCUUUUUCGACUCGUCACAAGGUUUGUCCAGCGUAGUCCGGUCACGUUGCUGAGCAGCACUAUUAUCGUCCACAUUAUCCAAUGUGCCAUCGCUGCCACCACCCUGGACCAUAGAGAUGCCAACUGCAGCGUCAUGAAGUUCGUCAGAGACCUCAUUCACACCGGGGUCACCAAUGACCAUGAGGAUGACUUUGAGAUUCGAAAGCGUCUGAUUGGCCAGGUGAUGGAGCAGCAUGGGCAGCAGCUAGUGACUCAGCUGAUCAACACCUGCUGUUUUUGCCUGCCGCCUUACACUCUGCCUGAUGUGGCGGAGGUACUCUGGGAGAUCAUGGUCUUUGAUCGGCCGACGUUUUGCCGCUGGCUGGAAACCACACUGAAGGGUCUUCCAAAAGAAACGGCAGGAGGCGCUCUAACCGUCACACACAAGCAGCUCACCGACUUCCAUAAGCAGGUCACGAGUGCAGAGGAAUGUAAACAGGUUUGUUGGGCGAUAAGAGAGUUCACCAGGCUGUACCGAUAGCUGUCUUUUACCUGCUGAUGCUGCAAGACCAGGUCAGAUUUUUUUGUUUUGCUAACAUUUGGAGGAAGUGGCAAAGGGAGCCAUGAUGACCACUGUUGAGAAACUAAAGGGAACUCUUGUAUGAAGGAUCUGUGGGACUUGGCAAAAUGGGAAAGCCGACCAAUUGAAUUGGAGCUUUGGAAUGGCAGGGUUUCAGGAAAAGCAAAUUGCCUUGUGGGUGUCAAAAGACCGCAGCCCCAUCCCUCCCUUUUACCCCGAACGAGCACACAGAUGCCAGCCACAGCGAGAGAAGGGGGGAUAUUUCGGAAGGGACACCGUCGUCUUGUGGGAGGGGGGCCGUCGAAUGGACACUGAAAUACAUACACCCAUUUCAAAACAUGGAUGAACGUCUGCAUCGGUCGGAUUUCUGGGGAUCCAUCAAAAACCAACGACAAAUAAGGAUGUGCCUGGUUGCAAAUCAUAAUGCAUCGUUAAAAAAGAGAGACUUGUACGUUUUUAAAAACAAAAAUGGAGAUUUAUUUUCAUGGACGUGUGUUUAGAGAUCAAGUUAUGGCUUUGCUGCCAGUGCCAUAAAAUGAUUACCAAACUAAAGAUUGUCACAGCAGCAUGUCCCACAGUCUGCGCCUGUGGGACAUUUGCAAAGGGAGAGUUGGCGUCACCCUUGAUCUUUUUAAAAGUUGGCUGGGAUUUUAUCCGUACAGGUUAUGCUGUAAAUUAUGGAGUGGACUGACUGGCAGGGGCUUUUUUUUUUGUUUGUUCUUUCACCAUAUUGGCACAUCUCGAGAUGCAGAGAUCGUCUUCGGCCGAUUGUGUGAACAAAUAAAACCAACAUUGUGAGGAACAAA